This is a messenger RNA of Mucor mucedo, 1385 nucleotides long. Its product is annotated as PIN domain-like protein. The record is from RefSeq and is a predicted model, not a curated record. Gene Ontology annotation, molecular function: metal ion binding; 5'-flap endonuclease activity; DNA binding. The transcript has 6 exons. NCBI's taxonomy places the organism in Eukaryota, Fungi, Mucoromycota, Mucoromycetes, Mucorales, Mucoraceae. Bases 120 to 1319 code for a protein of 399 amino acids.
UAUUUUUAGUCUGAAUACCUUAUUAUUAAACUUUUAUUCAACAACGAAACCAAUAGCAACUAAAUCACGACUUAUUAUCGAAGUUUUAUUUACCCUAAAAAAAGAUUAACAUCAACCACAUGAAGGGAAUUCAUGCAUUGUCCCCAUUGUUGGAAAAGGUUCAAAAGCCAAUCCAUAUUAAGGAGCUCAGUGGAAAACGCGUGGCUGUGGAUGGUCAUGGCUGGUUACUCGCUGGAGCUCUCCCUCAUGCCUCUGAACUUGCAAGAGGUGUUGAAACAAAUGAUUACAUUACGUUUUUUAUUGGUCUCAUCAGUAUGCUACGCCUCAACAAUGUCACUCCAAUCGUUGUCUUCAACGGCCAAACAUUACCCAUGAAGCAGCACAUGGAAAAUGUCAAGACAAAGCAACGAAAGACGUUGAUCGAAAGGGGAAACAAUCUGUAUGAAAAAGGCAAGGUCACCAACGCCAAAAAAUGUUAUGAAAGGGCGUUUGUUGUAACCCAAACAAUGGUUGCAAAGAUUAUUAGGGAGCUUGACCGAUUAAAGGUUCAACAUGUUGUGGCACCUUACGAAAGCGAGCCUCAACUUGCUUACAUGCUGAUGGAAAAGCAAGUCGAUGCUGUAAUUUCGGACAAGACCGAGGUGUUGGCAUAUGGUGCUUCCAAGGUGGUCCGCGGCAUGGAUCGCAAUGGUCAUGGCCAAUUUGUUGAUCAAUGUCGUCUUUUAAGAUUGGUGGGCUUAAAUGCAUAUCAGUUCAUACACCUCUGUAUCUUGUCUGGCUCAGAUGCUUUUUCUGCUUUACCUGGUGUUGCGUUUAAAACAGCUCUCGGUAUGGUCCGAAGACACCGUACUAUUGAUGAGCUUUUGGCCGCAGUACAAAAAAAAUACCAGAAACGAAUUGCAGACAACUAUACAAAACGUUUCAAGAAAAUUAACGAUGCACACAUGUAUCAAUUCGUAUACAAUAUGAACUUGAACGUUUACAGACGAAUGUAUGCUGUACCAAAUGGUAUCACUAUCCAAGAUCCUGGCAAGACACCGGAUUACCUUGAUAUCCCAAUGCUUCGCACAAACAACGCCAUUGUGAUUGAUCCCUUGGAUGUCAUCAGAGAUGAAAAUAAGGAGAACCUCUGGCCCUGGGAUGCUGUAUCCGGACAAUACCAAAAGGUGUCCAAGGGACUUGGAUAUACAACCAUCCACAAGAUCGAGCCAAAAUCCAGUGCAAGAUCAAUACCAUUGGAAUUUAAAACAUAUACCCCGGAAUCAAAGAGAAAAAGCUCCUUCAUCAAUACCAAUAAGACAAAAAGUCGUCGCUUAUAAAAGAUGGCAUCUUUUUCUUUCAAAUAGUAAUAAUAAUAAUAAAUAAUAAAUAAGGCCUUUGUAAAU